Tuber aestivum (summer truffle) is the source of this 1015-nucleotide messenger RNA. NCBI's taxonomy places the organism in Eukaryota, Fungi, Ascomycota, Pezizomycetes, Pezizales, Tuberaceae. The record is from the annotation of a GenBank genome assembly.
ACACAACCACACAACCACACAACCACACACACUUCACAACGAGCCAGAAAAACAGGGCGAGAAAUAAAUAAUCGGAUAGACGGAUAAAAUAACCACGGAUAACUCAUGGCAUCACGCGACGAGGCACCUAAGCUAUCCAGCAGCGUGAAGCUUGUGCUUUUGGGAGAAGCUGCGGUCGGGAAGGUAUGUUGAUCGUUCAUCUCAGGCCAUCUGGCCGAUAAGGCGUUUUCCCUCUUUUUUCUCUCCUUCUCUCUCUAACAGUUCACAAGUCGUCACUAGUCCUUCGCUUUGUAAACGAUGACUUCCAAGAGAAUAAGGAGCCCACGAUUGGCGGUAACUUCUCCCCCCGCUCCCUUCCUUCCACUGCCCGCUCUCGCGGCAAACAUCGCUAACGAACGGCACCCGAGCAGCCGCUUUCCUGACCCAAAAAUGCGCCCUCCCAAGCCGUACCAUAAAGUUCGAAAUCUGGGACACAGCGGGACAGGAGCGCUUCGCCUCCCUCGCACCAAUGUACUACCGCAACGCCCAGACCGCAUUGGUGGUCUAUGACAUCACGAAACCGACCUCUCUCACAAAGGCCAAGCACUGGGUCAGCGAGCUGCAGCGCCAGGCGAGCCCCGGCAUCGUCAUCGCUCUGGUCGGGAAUAAGCUCGACCUCGCCGCUACUACCGCCUCUGAUGGUGGGGAUGCGGAUGGAGGCGAUGGAGGUGAUGGAGGUGAUGCGGGUAGUAGGGCCGUGCUCACGGCGGAAGCGAAGGCAUACGCGGAUGAGGAGGGAUUGCUGUUCUACGAGACAUCCGCCAAGACUGGGGAGAACGUGCAGAGCGUUUUCGAGGCUAUUGCCAAUGCUAUUCCCGAGAACACGCUGAAGCCUAGGGGUGGAGCGGGCGGGUUUGCAGGGAGUGGGAGAGGGGGUGGUGCUGGUGGGGCCGGCGGUAGUGGUGGGGAGGGGAGAGUGGGAACGGCGGUUAAUUUGGAGGAUGGGGUCGGGGCCAAGGAUGGGUGUGCUUGUUGA